Molecule: messenger RNA, 1728 nt
Organism: Coniophora puteana RWD-64-598 SS2
Lineage: Eukaryota; Fungi; Basidiomycota; Agaricomycetes; Boletales; Coniophoraceae
Exons: 14
Coding region: 1-1728 (575 amino acids)
Biological process (GO): lactate catabolic process
Cellular component (GO): mitochondrion
Molecular function (GO): FAD binding; D-lactate dehydrogenase (NAD+) activity; D-lactate dehydrogenase (cytochrome) activity
Source: RefSeq, a predicted model, not a curated record
AUGGGAGGGGUUGUGGCAGCAGAUGACGAGGAGCCCCGGCACGGGCCGAGUUUUCCGAAGGCCAUCGAGGAGUUGAAGGAAGCAUUGUCCAGUGAACAAGUGACUACGGAUCCCAAGCAGCUGCUUGCGUACGCACAGAGCGUACUUUACCAUGAACACCUUCAAGGUCAACCGCAUGCUGUCGUUAUACACGUUCGCAGCACUGAGGAUGUCGUCAAGGUUGUUCACAUCGCAAGGAAACACCUCGUUGCGGUCGUUCCGUACGCGGGUGGGACCAGCCUGGAGGGCAAUGUAUCGGCUCCUUCUUCGGGAAGCAUAUGCGUGGAUCUUUCUGGUUUGAACAAGAUACUGGAAAUCAACGAGUCGGACGCCGAUGUCGUGUGCCAGGCGGGCGUCACGUGGAACGAUCUUAACGAACAGUUGAAGAUGAAAGGCAUACCUUUGUUCUUUCCUCUCGAUCCUGGUAGGAAUGCGACGGUCGGCGGUAUGAUUGCAACGGGCUGUUCUGGCACGAACGCGAUGAGAUACGGCACUGCGCGAGGCGAAUGGAUACUCAACGUUACGGUUGUGCUUCCUUCUGGUGAAGUGAUCAAGACGCGUCGGCGCGCACGCAAGUCAUCGGCUGGAUUUGACCUCACGAAGCUCUUCAUUGGCGCGGAGGGGACGUUGGGAAUCGUUACCGAAGCUACGCUCCGCCUCGCGCCGGUGCUGCCUACUCGCGUUGCGAUCGCGAGGUUCCCUGAUGUGCAAACAGCGACGAACGCAGUUUGCGAUGUUCUGAACCGGGGUCCUGCAAUUCAAUGCGUCGAGUUGAUCGAUGAACUCGGCGUGAAGGUGUUGAACCACUACAACUCUGCGAGCAGCGAGGAGCGCGAACCGUGGCCAGAGCAGGUGACGCUGUUCUUGAAGCUGCAGGGCUGCCCGUUCUCUAUGCUGCCCAUGCCGGCAUCCAUCGAACAGAUUAUGCGUUUUCACGGCGCGACAUCAUACCGUCUCUCUCAGUCUGAGUGUGAGGACGAGCAGAUAUGGGACGAGCGCCGGAACGGGUUAUUUGCUGCUUUGGCUUACAAGGAGGGGUCUAAAGGGUGGAUCACCGAUGUUUGCGUUCCAGUAUCCCGUCUUCCCGAGCUCAUCACCUCCGCAAAAGGAUACUUCAAAGAACUGGGUAUCACUGCGCCAAUAGCAGGCCACGUCGGAGACGGCAACUUCCACGCGCUUGUGCUGUACAACCCCGAUGACCCAGGUGAGGUCACGCGUGCUCGCGAAGCUGUCGCCCGAAUAACCAAGCGCGCAAUCGAGCUCGAUGGCACCUGCACUGGCGAGCAUGGGGUUGGCCAAGGCAAACGCAAGUGGCUCGAGGAAGAACUUGGUCAGGGUACGGUCGAUCUUAUGCGGACAAUCAAGCAAACUCUCGACCCAGACGGACUGUUCAAUCCUGGAAAGGUAUGUUCCUCGUUCUUGGCCUUGACCCGUCUUGCCUUUGGUUGCGAGUUACUGCUGUGUAUAGCGCAUAGUCAGAGUCAGAAACGAACCCGCCUCCGUUUGACGCUCGUCAUACCAUGCUCUGACAUUAUAAAGCUGUUUUUUUCUCCUUUGUUGUACGCCUACCAUGCUUUCCGGGUUGCAUGUCGAGUGGUGAUUAGUGGACUGACAAUUUCAUUUCCAGUUGUACCCAUGCCAAAGCGGACAUCAGGAACAUCCACCUACCUCUGGCGCGGAGUCCGAUGA